Messenger RNA from Vidua macroura (Pin-tailed whydah), 2796 nucleotides. RefSeq names its product protocadherin gamma-B5-like. Gene Ontology annotation, biological process: homophilic cell-cell adhesion. NCBI's taxonomy places the organism in Eukaryota, Metazoa, Chordata, Aves, Passeriformes, Viduidae. Gene Ontology annotation, cellular component: plasma membrane. The coding region runs from base 1 to 2796 and encodes 931 amino acids. Gene Ontology annotation, molecular function: calcium ion binding. The record is from RefSeq and is a predicted model, not a curated record. The transcript has 2 exons.
AUGUAUGGCAGUGGGAGUGGCGCGGCGGCGCCUCCGGGUGCCGCUGUUGGCCGCCGCCGAGCGGCGCUGGAGCCGCCGCCGCCGCCGCCGCAGCGUCCUGCCCCCGCAGGCUGCUCGCUCGCCCGGCGCCGGCCACAGCGGCAGCGGCUCCGCCACCAGCAGCAGCAGCAGCGGCGGCGGCGGCGAGAGGCGUCCCGAGCGGGCUGGCUGCGCUGCGGCGGCCCCUGCGCUGUGUGGCGAGAGCGGCUGGAAGGGAGGCAGGGCAGCGGCGGGAGGCAGGAGCGCGGCGAGCGCAGGCGGCAGAGAAUGGCGGUGAGGCGGCGGCAGAGGCGCGGGCCGGGCGGCGGGCGAGCGCUGCUGGCCGCGCUGCUGCUGUGCGUGUGGUGCCGGGCGGCGGCCGAGCGGGUCCGCUACGCCAUCCCCGAGGAGCUGGGCAGAGGCUCGCUCGUGGGGCCGCUGGCGCGGGACCUGGGGCUCAGCGCGGACGAGCUGCCGGCGCGCAAGCUGCAGGUGGCGUCUGCCGGCAAGAAGCAGCUGAAAUACUUCACGGUGAAUGAGGAGAACGGGAACCUGUACGUGAACGAGAGGCUGGACCGGGAGGAGAUGUGCGGCGAGUCGGCGACCUGCUCUGUCAGCUUCGAGGCGCUGGUGCACAACCCGCUGAAUAUUUUCCACGUCGAAGUGGACAUCCAGGACGUGAAUGACAACACACCGCGCUUUCUGCGAAACAAAUUUCAGUUGGAGAUAAACGAAUUUACUUCACCCGGCGCCCGAUUUUACUUGGGCAUGGCGGAGGAUCCUGACGUGGGCAGUAACUCACUCCAAGGCUACGAGCUGGAGGCCAACGGGUAUUUCACGGUGGAGGUGAAAGAGAGCCAAGACGGCAGCAAAUCCGCGGAGCUGGUGCUGCGCCACUCGCUGGACCGGGAGAGCGAGCCGAGCCUGCGUCUGCUGCUGACGGCUCUGGAUGGCGGAGACCCGCCCCGGACUGGCACCGCCCAGCUCUGGAUCAACGUCACCGACGCCAAUGACAACCCACCCGUGUUCGCGCAGGACCGGUACCGCGUCAGCCUGCGCGAGGACACGCCUCCGGGAUCAACGGUGCUGAAUGUGUCAGCCUCAGACGCCGAUAUCGGCACCAACGCACACAUCAACUACGGCUUCGGUGAGGUGCCGGCCAAGGUGCUUCAGAAGUUCGUGGUGGAUGGCCAGAGUGGGAUGAUCACGCUGCAAAAUGCGCUGGACUUCGAGGACACGCGCGCAUUCAGCCUGGCUGUGGAGGCGACGGAUGGCGGUGGUUUGGUGGCGCACUGCAAGGUGGAGGUGGAGGUGCUGGACGUGAAUGACAAUGCUCCUGAGAUCACAGUUCUGUCACUCUCGAGCCCGGUGCCUGAGGACGCGCCAGCCGGUUCCGUGGUGGCCGUGCUGAACAUAAAGGACCUGGACUCUGGGGAGAACGGUCAGGUGUCGUGCGAGCUGUCGGGAGAGGCGCCGCUGUCGAUCGUGGCGUCCUCGGGCGGCUCGUACAAGGUGGUGACGGCGGGCGCGCUGGACCGAGAGCAGGCGUCCGAGCAUCGCGUGACGGUGGUGGCCCGGGACCGGGGCAGGCCGGCGCUGUGGAGCAGCAGGGAGCUGGUGCUGGAGGUGUCGGACGUGAACGACAACGCGCCGGUGUUCGAGGAGGCGGCGUACAGCGCGUACGUGGCGGAGAACAACGCGGCGGGCGCGCUGGUGCUGCGCGUGCAGGCGCGGGACGCGGACGCGGGCGCCAACGGGCGCGUGAGCUACUGGCUGGCGGGCGGCAGCGCGGGCGCGGCGGGCGCGGCGCCGCUCGUGUCGGUGGAGGCGCGGAGCGGCGCGCUGUACGCGCAGCGCUCCUUGGACUACGAGCAGUGCCGCGAGUUCACGGUGGCGGUGCGGGCGCAGGACGGCGGCUCGCCGGCGCGCAGCUCCACGGCCACGGUGCGCGUCUUCGUGCUGGACCGCAACGACAACGCGCCGCGGGUGCUGUGGCCGGCGGCGGCGGCGGCGGCGGCGGGAGAGGCUGCGGGAGGGGCGGCGGCUCCUUUCGAGGUGGUGCCGCGUUCUGCCGAGGCCGGCUACCUGGUGGCCAAGGUGGUGGCGGUGGACGCGGACGCGGGGCGCAACGCGUGGCUGUCGUACGAGCUGGUGCAGGCGUCGGAGCCGGCGCUGUUCCGCGUGGGGCUGCACAGCGGCGAGGUGCGCACGGCGCGCGCCGUGUCCGAGCGGGACGCGGCCAAGCAGCGGGUGGUGGCCGUGGUGAAGGACCACGGGCAGCCGGCGCUGUCGGCCACGGCCACGCUGCACGUGGUGCUGGCCGAGAGCUUGCAGGAGGCGCUGCCGGAGCUGAGCGAGCGGGCGGCGGGCGCCGAGGCGGCGGCGGCGGCGGCCGAGCUGCAGUUCUACCUGGUGCUGGCGCUGGCGCUGCUGUCGGCGCUCUUGGUGCUGAGCGUGGCGCUGGCCGUGCUGGCGCGGCUGCGGCGGGCCGGGCCGCCCGCCGUGCUGCGCUGCCUGGGCGCGCAGCGCUUCUCGCUGGCCGGCGCCGCCUUCCCGGCCGACUUCUGCGAGGGCACCUUGCCCUACUCCUACAACCUGUGCGUGGCGGCGCCGGCCCGCGCCGUGCCCGAGGCCGCUUGGCCACCGCCGCCGGUGCCCAUCCUGUCGGCGGAGGAGCUUCUGGGCGGGGAUUCCUGCGAGAAGCCGUCCCCGAGCAGUAACCUCGUCUUGGGAGAGCCGCCCUCCGAUCCGGAUGCACCGCAGGUCUGUAAAGCGUGA